Molecule: messenger RNA, 952 nt
Organism: Odobenus rosmarus divergens (Pacific walrus)
Lineage: Eukaryota; Metazoa; Chordata; Mammalia; Carnivora; Odobenidae
Gene: ERH
Product: enhancer of rudimentary homolog (Drosophila)
Exons: 3
Coding region: 1-447 (148 amino acids)
Source: RefSeq, a predicted model, not a curated record
AUGGCUGAGACAGAGUCAGUAUCCGCUCUAGCUGCCGGAAAUGUGUGCGCCUCUAUGGUCCAAAAGGCUCUUUCGCGUUGCGUUUCUGACGACUUCCGGCGGCUCCUCUCGCGGGGAUUGGCUGUUGGCGGCGUUGCUGCUAAGCUCGUGUGCGGCGGCGGUGUCGGCAGCGGCUGCAGCGAGAGAGUUUGGCGCGAUGAUCUUGGUUUUUCUCCUCUCUUAGGUGUUUGUAAAAUGUAUGAAGAACAUCUGAAGAGAAUGAAUCCCAACAGCCCCUCUAUCACAUAUGAUAUCAGUCAGUUGUUUGAUUUUAUUGACGAUCUGGCAGACCUCAGCUGCCUUGUUUACCGAGCUGAUACCCAGACAUACCAGCCCUAUAACAAAGACUGGAUUAAAGAGAAGAUCUACGUGCUCCUUCGUCGGCAGGCCCAACAGGCUGGGAAAUAGCUGAGUUAGAAGCAGUGGGGGCUGGGGGUGGGCUUGGAACACAGGUGUGUACAGCGUGCUGCAGUGGCGGCUCUGUAUUAUAGUAAUCCUGUCUCCAUCUUGGUGUACUCUAGCCAGGAUGGAAGGUAUUAGAUGAAAUGUGAGGAUCUUGUUCAAUCUGAAACCCCCAUUGCCCCCUUCCCCUCCCUUUUUUUUUUUUACUUAAACAUUUUUAUGAUAAUUUAGAUGGAACUUGUUUGUCAGUUAAUCUUGGUUCCAGUCCUUCAAACUGUUCAUAUCUACUUUAUAACAUUCGCUGUACUAACCCUUCAGGUUGGGGUGGGGGGGUAGUGACAGUUUAGUUACAUGCUCAAGAUAAAGUCUUAGUGAAAAAUGAAUAAAUGUUCUUUAGUUAUAUUUUCCCCUUGAGUGAUUUUUUUUCCUUGGUCUCCGAACAUUGAAGUUUCUUACAAAGCAUUAUCAGUUUCAAAACCUGUAGGCUGCCACACAAAGAAGUUGAAGAAAG